AAUAAAUAGAGGUGGGCUUGGCUGAGAGAAACGGAUGAGAAUUGGAAGGUUGUCAUCCCUCCUGUGAAACAGCUACAGAACCGAUUCACCUGAAUCCAUGGCCAACAGUGUGUGUAACCAGAAAGUUUGCAUACAUGCGUUUGUAACCCAGCAUGACCUGUUCCUCACAAUGUCUCAGCCUCUUCUUGACCUGAUCAAGUCUGUUGCUGAAGAUCAGAGAGCGUUUGAUACUGACACAAGACUGUCAGUAUCAACCGCACAUGCCUCUUAUCUCUGCACACACGGUAUUGUAAUGGAAGACUCAAAGUGGAAAGCAAAUAACAGCUUUUAAAAGUUUUGACAUCACUGAUUCUUACCUUCUGAGAAUAUUUAGCAUACUUUAUUUCUUUACUUCUUAUUUUUACCAUUGUUGUAACAUUGUGAAGAUAUAGUUGUUUAUAAGACAUGUAAUGUGUUUAUGUUGUCACCAGAUAUCAAAGAAGUGGCCCCUACAGAACAGAAUCCUGAUGUUCACCAACAGGAGCUGGAGCUUCUCCACACAAAGGAGGGAAAUGAAAGAAUCUGCGCCAGCCAGAAAGGAGAGCAACUCAAUUUGAAGGAGGAAACUGAAGUUACCAGGUUUCCAUUGACUGUUGUUCAAGUGAAGAGUGAAGAGGUUGAAGAGAAACCUCUAUUCUCUCACUUUCAUCAACAGCAAACAGAAGUCAGAGAUUUUGCAACCAGAACUUUAGCUGAUCAUUUUGAAGUAAAAAUUAAAGAGGAAUACUCUGGAACAGCAGAGUCCAAGAAGAACCCACAUCUAAGUACUUAUGAAGGCACUUCCAACUAUUCAGAGACUGAAGACAGUGAAGAUUAUGGAGAGGAUGAUGUAAACCAUUAUAAAUGUCGGAUUAAACAUUUGUCAGGCUCUGAAACUGAAGACAGUGAAGAUGAUUUGAAGACGAGCAGGGUUCCUGAGUCAGGGGGAAACACUGUCAAAUUUUUCAGCUGCUCUAAGUGUGGGGAAAAACGUGCCAGCAGAUCCUCUCUACAGAAUCACAUGGCAUGUCAUUUAAGAUGUAUGACUUCAGUUUGUUCUGUUAAUGAGAAAUGUUUCAAAGAGAAGGGAGAUGUGGAUUCAUUGAAAAAAGCCCUUGCAGAUAGUAAAAAGUUUAAAUGUAAGAAAAAUCUAAACACAAAUGUGACAGUCCAUACUGAAGAGAGACCUUUUGGUUGUUAUGAAUGUGGGAAAAGAUUCUCCACCAAGUCACAUUUAAAAACACACAUAAGAGUCCACACAGGACAGAAGCCUUUUGGUUGUGAUGCAUGUGGGAAAAGAUUUUCCAUGAAGUCGCACUUAAAAACACACACGAGAAUCCAUACAGGAGAGAAACCUUUGGGUUGUGAUACUUGUGGUAAAAGGUUUUCCUCAAAGUCAGGCUUAAACAAACACACGAGAAUCCACACAGGAGACAAACCCUUUGGCUGUAAUGCUUGUGGAAAAGAUUUUCUGACAGUCAAAUUUAAGAGCACAUAUGACCACCCACACUGGAGAGAAACCUUUUCGUUGUGA
Molecule: messenger RNA, 1552 nt
Organism: Fundulus heteroclitus (mummichog)
Lineage: Eukaryota; Metazoa; Chordata; Actinopteri; Cyprinodontiformes; Fundulidae
Product: zinc finger protein 160-like
Exons: 1
Coding region: 458-1552 (364 amino acids)
Biological process (GO): regulation of transcription by RNA polymerase II
Molecular function (GO): RNA polymerase II cis-regulatory region sequence-specific DNA binding; DNA-binding transcription factor activity, RNA polymerase II-specific
Source: RefSeq, a predicted model, not a curated record